This is a messenger RNA of Erigeron canadensis, 774 nucleotides long. RefSeq lists its product as uncharacterized. The record is from RefSeq and is a predicted model, not a curated record. NCBI's taxonomy places the organism in Eukaryota, Viridiplantae, Streptophyta, Magnoliopsida, Asterales, Asteraceae. The transcript has a single exon. The coding region runs from base 138 to 575 and encodes 145 amino acids.
GCCUAUAUGCUAUUUAGAGACCUAUAGGUAACCUUGGCAUUCUAUCAUUCAGGGCUUUUUUGUGUGCGUGUGGGCUAUUUUAGUCGUUGUCAUCUUGGUUGCAAUUAAGAAAAUUCUGUAUAUGUUUGAAAAUUCAGAUGAAGACAGUUUCUGGAACGGCUGUAUCUGCAAAGCCUGUUAAUCUCUCAAAAGCCAACAUCUUGCUGAAGUUUGUAAUUUCUGACAAUGGAGCUGCUCAAGCGGUGUCUGCUUAUCUCCGCCGUGCUUCUAUGGCAUUUAAUGAGCACGUAUACUUUAAAAAACACUACAAACUUGAGAAAAAUCGCUCAAAGGAGGAAACUUUAACCGUAUCUGAUAUAAGUCAUAUAAAUUGUGAAGAAAAUGAGGGCAUGGUUAUAGGAAAUGGUGGUCGCGCAAACAUGAAAUUUGAUCGGGACCCGGUUCAGAUUGACAGUAAUGAGUUCGUGAAGGAGAAGAGUGAAGAAAAGAAGAAAAAGAUGAAGAGAAAGAGGAAUGUAGAGGUUGACGGGGGUGUUAUUGUUAGUUCUGUGAUGCCUAAAAAGAAGAAAAACUAAAGCUGAAGAAUAGGCAUGGAACUUUGGUAAUAUUUUGUUGCUAUAUUAAUUGGCUUGAUGAGUGUAUUUUCAGUGUAGAAUCAAUUAAUUGUUCUUAAGCAAUUUUUGAUGGUGAUAAACCUGUUCUUGAUUGCUACUGAAUUUCUUGUACCUUCUGUGAAUUAGUGUUAAAUGUUUAUGUCCUUCAGUUUUCAUGCUA